AAUUAUUUCAUUUUCUUCUUCAAACUUCUCUCUCUUUUGCAAAAAUAACAAACCAAUCAUGUCAGCUCUCAACAAUUUUGCUACUACCAAUAUCCUCUCUUUUCCCUCAAACUCUCUUCAAGAACCAAGAAUAACUCAAACUUUCUCAAUCAACUUUUCUCCACCCUUGACUAUUCAAAAUUCACUAAAAACCCCAUCAAGAAUUAGUCUUGUUUGUCCAAUAAAUGCUGUCACAGAAGAUAGGGAAGCAGAGACCAGUCAAGAAAAUGAAAAGAAAGAUACAGAUGGAACUGAAUUUGAUGAAACCAAGAAUAGUUUAUUGUCCAUUUUGUUGGAUAAAGAUAGAUUCUUUAAUGCUUCAAUUGUACUUGGUGCUGGUACACUUGCUAUCACAAGGUUACUCACCAUAGAUCAUGAAUAUUGGCAUGGGUGGACCCUUUACGAGAUACUGAGAUAUGCCCCGGAGCACAACUGGACUGCAUAUGAAGAAGCGCUGAAAGCAAAUCCUGUUUUAGCUAAAAUGGCAAUUAGUGGUAUUGUCUACGCUCUAGGAGACUGGAUCGCUCAAUGCUAUGAAGGGAAGCCUCUUCUUGAAUUUGAUCGAACUCGGAUGUUUAGAUCUGGUCUUGUUGGAUUUUCACUUCAUGGUUCCCUUUCCCACUACUAUUACCAAUUUUGUGAGGCUCUUUUCCCUUCCAAUGAUUGGUGGGUAGUUCCUGCUAAAGUUGCUUUUGACCAAACCAUUUGGGCAGCAAUUUGGAAUAGCACCUAUUUUGUGGUCCUUGGGUUCUUGCGUCUUGAAUCUGCAGCCAAUAUUUUCGGCGAGCUCAAAACCACGUUUUGGCCCAUGUUAACAGCAGGGUGGAAACUUUGGCCAUUUGCUCACCUAAUAACUUACGGCGUUAUUCCUCUCGAGCAAAGACUCCUUUGGGUUGACUGCGUCGAACUGGUUUGGGUUACUAUUCUCUCAACUUUUUCAAAUGAGAAAUCAGAGGCACGAAUGUCUGAAGAAUUACCGGAAGCUAAAUUUGAUUCAUCAUCGAGUAAAUUGCCUGAGGAUUAA
Lycium ferocissimum is the source of this 1063-nucleotide messenger RNA. RefSeq lists its product as uncharacterized. Gene Ontology annotation, cellular component: cytoplasm; membrane. The coding region runs from base 59 to 1063 and encodes 334 amino acids. The transcript is spliced from 7 exons. The record is from RefSeq and is a predicted model, not a curated record. Lineage: Eukaryota; Viridiplantae; Streptophyta; Magnoliopsida; Solanales; Solanaceae.